AUGUAUGUAAUAGCAGAAAUCCCUUCCCAAGCAACAACACCAGAAUUGUACAAAAUUGUCUCUCAACAUAUGAUUCAUGGUCCCUGUGGACUUGCAAACCCCAAAUCGCUAUGCAUGCAGGAUGGAAAAUGUUCUAAAAAAUAUCCAAAAGAGUUUUCUGAACAGACUGUACAGUUACUAGAUGGAUAUCCUAUGUACAAAAAAUCUAACAGUGGUUCAUCAGUUCAGAGGAGUGGUGUUAUACUUGAUAAUCGUUGGAUUGUUCCAUAUAAUCCUUACCUUUGCUGUACGUACUCUGCUCAUGUAAAUGUUGAGAUACAUUCAAGUGUAACUGCUGUGAAAUAUUUGUACAAAUAUGUUUACAAAGGACACGAUAGAGUUAUGGCUAGCAUUCAAUCUGAUGAACACAAUGAAAUACAAAAUUAUGUUGAUGCAAGAUAUAUGUCUGCUUCAGAGGCAUGUUGGCGAAUUUUUCAUUACGAUCUUCAUGACAGAUCACCUGCAGUUCAACGACUUGCAGUACAUCUUCCUGGACAACAUACUGUGCUCUAUAAAGAUGGAAAAGCAGUGGAAGCUCUUCAAACUUCAAAGGACACAACUUUGACAGCUUGGUUUAAAGCAAAUCAGGAAAUUCCAGAAACAAGAAAUAUUCAUUAUCAUUUAUUUCCAGAGCACUUCACAUGGAAUGUUUAG
Saccostrea cuccullata (small rock oyster) is the source of this 693-nucleotide messenger RNA. RefSeq lists its product as uncharacterized. The record is from RefSeq and is a predicted model, not a curated record. NCBI's taxonomy places the organism in Eukaryota, Metazoa, Mollusca, Bivalvia, Ostreida, Ostreidae. The coding region runs from base 1 to 693 and encodes 230 amino acids. The transcript has a single exon.